Molecule: messenger RNA, 345 nt
Organism: Anisakis simplex (herring worm)
Lineage: Eukaryota; Metazoa; Nematoda; Chromadorea; Rhabditida; Anisakidae
Source: the annotation of a GenBank genome assembly
AUGAUGUCAAGCGGCUCAGACGAUGACGAUAUUCAGGAUAUGACGAAAAAGAAGAAGAACGGCGCCUCUUCGAAUGAUUACUUUGCACAUCACGCGUUACCGAAAAAAUCAUCCAAAAAAGGCUUUCUAUCUUCGUCAGGGUCAGAUUCGGACAUAGCAGAAAUACCACACUCCAGUAAAGAUGAAGGCAAUGCCGUCGCACCGAAGGCAUCUCGUCCAGUGCGUGCUACAGCUGCGAAGAAUUUCAACUUUGACGAUAGCCUGGAUGAUUCGGAUAUAAUGCCGAAAAAGAAGGCAACUAGAAAGAAAAAAGCUUUCGAUAGCGACUUCGAAGUCAGUGAUUAA